CCUCCCCCUCUCCCCCCCGCACGGGCGGCCAUGGCGGCCGGGAAGAGCUCGUCGGCCUCCAAGGAGGACCAGUACGCGGCGCUGCGGGAGCUGUACCGGCCGCACAUCGACUCGUUCGACUACUUCAUCGACGAGGGGCUCGACAAGAUGCUUCAGUCCAUCCGCCCCGUGGAGAUCACCGUCCCCAACUCCCCCACCACCCUCAGAAUAUCCUUGGAGAAAGGUCAUCUGUUCCCACCAAAGAGGGAUGGUCGGUUGGAUGCACCGCUCUACCCCCAGCAGUGCAGGCAGGCACGGACGACGUAUCAUGGGGAAUUUAAAGUGGAUACUUUCAUCCAAUGUAAUGACGGACCAGCUGUCAGGCAAACCUUCAAUUUUGGUUACUUGCCUAUUAUGUUAAUGUCAAAGCUUUGCCAUCUAAGAGGUGCAGAUUCUGAAAAAUUGAUUUUCCAUGGUGAAGAGGCAACAGAAAUGGGCGGGUACUUCAUAUGUGGUGGGAUGGAGAGACUUGUACGGAUUCUUAUUUUACAAAAACGUAACUAUCCUAUGGGCCUGAUCCGUGGCUCUUUCGUUAAUCGUGGUGCUGGGUACACUGACAAAGCAGUGAUCAUAAGAUGUGUCCAAGAUGAUCAGUCCAGUGUGACAAUAAAGCUGUAUUACCUCCUAAAUGGCAGUGCAAGGCUUGGGUUCUGGUUGGGAGGCAGAGAAUUUCUCCUUCCUGUUGGGAUUGUUCUCAAGGCCCUAAUUGAUACUAGUGACCGGGAAAUAUUUACAAGCUUGACAUGCUGCUACAGUGAUCAUUAUGAAAGAGGAAAGGGAGUUGUCAGCACUCAACUUAUUGGUGAAAGGGCACAAAUAAUUCUUGACGAAGUCAGAGACCUGUCUCUUUUUACUCGCACAGAAUGCUUGUUGCAUCUUGGAAAGUACUUCCGAUCUGUGAUGGAAGGAUUUGAGAAAGAUGAUUUUGAAACUGUUGCUGAGGCAGUUCUUAAGGACUAUAUUUUUGUUCACCUGCAAAACAACCAUGACAAAUUUAAUUUAUUGAUAUUUAUGCUGCAGAAACUUUAUGCGAUUGUAGAUCAAACUGCGUCACCUGAUAAAGCUGAUGCUCUACAGUACCAGGAAGUUCUCUUGCCUGGCCACCUGAUAACAGUUUUUCUAAAGGAUAGACUUCAAGAUUGGUUGAGAAAGUCCAAACGGUUAAUUGUUGAAGAGGCUACAAAAAAUAAAAGCUUUGAUCUCAAUGACUCACAGGAGGUCAGGAAAUUUCUCAGUAAAACUUCAGCAUAUGUUGGCAAAGCUAUUCAGAGUAUGAUAAAGGUCGGAAAAGUAAAUUCACAAUCAGGGCUAGAUCUGCCACAGCGAGAUGGGAUGACCAUUCAUGCUGAACGGCUCAACUUUCAUCGUUAUAUUUCGCAUUUCCGGUCUGUGCAUAGGGGUUCUAGUUUUGCUAAAAUGCGUACGACAUCUGUGAGGAAGUUGCUUCCAGAGUCAUGGGGUUUCCUCUGUCCUGUUCAUACACCUGAUGGAGAGCCUUGUGGUUUACUGAACCAUAUGACUUCCACAUGCCGUAUUUCAUCCUUUUACAACUCAGAAGGGGCAACUAAAGAUUUUCAGAAAAUAAAGAUGUCACUUAUUGCUCGUUUGGUUGGCGCUGGAAUGGCCCAACUGUUGCCGAGGAUAGAGCGAACUGGUCCUCCAGAAGUCCUACAUGUCCAUGUGGAUGGAUGCAUUGUUGGUUCCAUCGCUUCUGCUAAGAUUGAAGAAGUAGUAAAUCAUCUUAGAAGUUUAAAAUUGCUUCCACAUUCAGGGAUUCCAGAGGAUUUGGAAGUGGGUUAUGUACCCUUAAGCCAUGGUGGGGCUUAUCCUGGACUAUACCUUUUCACCAAUCCAGCUAGAUUUCUUCGUCCGGUCAGAAGUCUCUUAGGUCUAUCCAAUGGAGGGCCAAAUAUUGAGCUGAUUGGACCAUUUGAACAGGCAUUCAUGGAAAUACGAUGCCCUGAUGGUGGGGAUGGUGGAAGAAACAAAUUAUUUCCUGCAACUCAUGAAGAAAUCCACCCUACAGCCAUUCUUAGUGUAGUUGCAAAUUUGACACCUUGGUCUGAUCACAAUCAAAGUCCUCGGAACAUGUACCAAUGUCAGAUGGCAAAGCAAACCAUGGGAUUCUGUGGCCAAGCUCUAAAAUUCCGUACUGAUGUAAAAGCAUUUCAUCUACAGACCCCUCAGACACCAAUUGUCCGGACAGCUACAUAUAGCAAGUAUUGCAUGGAUGAGUUCCCAUCCGGAACAAAUGCUAUUGUUGCGGUGCUAUCAUACACAGGGUAUGAUAUGGAGGAUGCCAUGAUUUUGAAUAAAUCCGCUGUUGAUCGUGGGAUGUUCCGUGGGCAUAUUUUCCAGACUGAGUGCAUUGAUUUAUCAGCAAAAAGUAGAGAUAAUGUUACGGAGUUCUUUUGCAAGAGUAAUCUUUCGAGGGACACUACCGCUGCAAUCGAAUCAGAUGGCCUUCCUCGGAUUGGAGAGAACAUAUUUCCAAAUGAGCAGUACUACAGCGUCUGUAACAAUCUCACUGGUACAGUAAGGCCUAUCAAACUGAAGGGCUCAGAACCUGCAGCUAUUGAUUAUGUUGCUGUCAAUGGGACAAAUUUUAAGGAUCGUCUACAAAAGGCUAAUAUUCGUCUGCGUCGCGUGAGAAAUCCUAUAAUUGGUGACAAGUUCAGCAGCAGACAUGGUCAAAAGGGAGUUUGUUCGCAGUUGUGGCCUGAUAUUGAUAUGCCAUUCUCUGCUAAUACUGGGAUGAGGCCAGAUCUCAUCAUUAAUCCCCAUGCAUUUCCUUCACGAAUGACUAUAGCAAUGCUCUUAGAGUCGAUAGCAGCAAAGGCCGGAAGUCUGAAAGGGAAGUUCAUUGAUGCAACGCCUUUUGCAAGCUCAGUUAAAGAGAGAUCAAAUUCCAUUGUGGAUGAACUGGGACCCAUGCUUGCUUCUUAUGGAUUUAAUUACCAUGGAACAGAAAUUCUAUAUAGUGGAGUUUUUGGCACUGAGAUGAAAUGUGAGAUUUUCCUUGGACCUGUAUACUAUCAACGCCUUCGUCAUAUGGUCUCAGACAAAUUUCAGGUUCGUACCACAGGGCGAAUAGAUCAGAUCACAAGACAGCCAAUAGGAGGAAGGAAAUACGGUGGAGGGAUUCGGUUCGGUGAGAUGGAGCGAGACGCGCUUCUCGCUCAUGGUGCCUCUUACCUCCUACAUGACAGGCUCCAUUCCUGCUCCGACUACCAUAUCGCGGACGUGUGCUCCAUCUGCGGGAGCUUGCUGACGGCGACGGUGAUCAAAUCCGAAAGCCAGAAGAAAGCCAAGCGCGACAUGCUCGGGCUCCCCACCGUAAAACCUCCCAAGAACUUUGCCUGCCAGGCCUGCAAAACAAGCAAAGGGAUGGAGACCGUCGCCAUGCCUUACGUCUUCAGAUACCUGGCCUCCGAGUUGGCGGCCAUGAACAUAAAGUUGGAGCUUCGGCUCAGCAAUAGAACAGAGCAUCCUACUACUACCAGCGAAGAAUCCUGAAUGAUUUGUCUUGGUAGAUCUACUCUGAAGAUAUUAUAAUCACUGGUUCAUCUGGAGCUGGCAGGGCACAAGUGUGCAGUCAUGCCAUCCGCGGCAGUGUCCUGGGGGAUACUGAGAAGUUUUGCUUAGAGGAUGUCUCCAGUUUUGUUGUGUGUCACUGCUGUUUUGUUUCAUGAAAAGGCAGAGUCUGUUGUAUCAAAACAUCAAUGAUUAUACCAAUUUUAUAACAUUAGACGUAACUGAACUUGUGUGCAUUGCAAUGACACAUCUGAAAUAGUGAAAUACGAAGCUUUAUUCGAGAGAUUUGGCAA
Messenger RNA from Oryza sativa Japonica Group (Japanese rice), 3866 nucleotides. Its product is annotated as DNA-directed RNA polymerase I subunit 2. Gene Ontology annotation, cellular component: nucleus; RNA polymerase I complex. The record is from RefSeq and is a predicted model, not a curated record. Lineage: Eukaryota; Viridiplantae; Streptophyta; Magnoliopsida; Poales; Poaceae. Gene Ontology annotation, molecular function: DNA binding; ribonucleoside binding. Gene Ontology annotation, biological process: DNA-templated transcription.